GGAUGACUCGUAUAUUUUGCGACAGAACGCACAAACACCGGCUCGCCGUCGCUGCCUGAGCUCUGCUGCCAGAAAAUGGUGUACCGUGUGGGUGGGAGAAAAGAAAACACAUCCCGUGUGUUUAUGUUUCAGCCAACUGUUUACACUGUGAUACAAUGCUCUUCUGAGAAUCAAACGCCAGCCUUUCUUUUGUUUUGGUGAGGAGGAAGACGCCGUAGUGUUGCAUGAUUCCCCAUUGGAAGGAGUAAGCCUUGCUGACAGAGGUUCACAGCAGACAGACACUUUACCAGCAUACAAAUCUCAUCCCUGGACUCCUGCAGGAGCCAGCUUUUGCUUCGCAACCAGAUGACGCUAACUGCCUCCCCUGAAGCAGCACUCACAGAGGACUCCACCUGUAACUCCCGUGCACCGUGCUGGGCUCCAGUAGCCCACCCAUGCCUGUGAUCCCCAUCCCACGGCGGGUGCGCAGCUUCCAUGGCCCCCACACCACCUGCAUGCACUCGGCCUGUGGGUCGACGCAUGCUUCCAAGCUAGUGCGCACCAAGUACAAUAACUUUGACCUCUACCUGCGCUCACGGUGCAUGUACAGCUUCCUCCGGUUCCUCCUCUACUUUGGUUGCAGUCUGCUGACCUCCCUGCUCUGGGUGGCGCUCUCUGCUCUCUUCUUCCUGCAGUACGUCAGCGUGCGGGUGCUCCUGCGGCUGCAGUACAAACUGUCUGUCAUCCUGCUGUUGUUGGGGCACAGGCGCCUAGACUUUGGGGUGCUUAAUGACCUGAUCAUCUACAGCAUGCAGAUCACCAUGUUUUUGGUGGGAGGGCUCGGCUGGUGCUUCAUGGUGUUCGUGGACAUGUAGCUGCAGUGUGAGCAGCUUUGGAAAUGCAGCGUAUGAUGUGGGUGAAUCUCACUGUAACUUAAGUGUUGUGUGUUGUUAUGGGACAAUAUAGACUCUGUAUUGCUCUUGGCUCUAGUUUCAAAUAUGAUAGAAUUUGAUAAGAAUGUCCGUAGCAAUUUUGUGUACAGUCCUUUAAAAUUGUUGGUCUUGUAUAACUUGGCAAGAACCACCUGGUUCCUUAAUAUUAAAAGUGAUGCACGAAGUCAGUGUGAACUCAAGAGUCAAGCUUUGAGUCAUCAGGACUUCCAUUUAUAAACUACAAAUUUAGGUAUCUUCUCUAGAAACUGAUUUGUUUACAAUAUUGGGAAAUGUUUAAUGUCUAAGUUAUUGUUGCAUGGAAAAGUGAGCAAACACAUGACUGAUGUGCGUCAUGGCUGUGUGAUGCAAGACAGUCAUUUGUGCCAAAUCACGAGUUAAGCUUCAAACGCAAAAGUGUACCAUUAUCCUCAGGAUGAGAUUAUUUUGAUAAUGUGGUAUGUAAACACAAUGUCACACAUACAUGUACCACAGAGAUGAUGUACAGUAACAUGGUGGAUAAAGUGACCAAAAACAAGUUGUCAACUUUAUGUAAUGUGCUUUUGUGGUGCAGAAUAGGAAACUGACAAACUAUAAGUAACAAACAUCAACUUUUUUUUUUUUGUAAAGUUAUUAAAUAAAUUUCCUGUUCUGAUGAAA
Scatophagus argus is the source of this 1568-nucleotide messenger RNA. Its product is annotated as transmembrane protein 250. Bases 435 to 854 code for a protein of 139 amino acids. The record is from RefSeq and is a predicted model, not a curated record. The transcript has 2 exons. Lineage: Eukaryota; Metazoa; Chordata; Actinopteri; Scatophagidae.